Messenger RNA from Gossypium arboreum, 2936 nucleotides. RefSeq names its product chromatin assembly factor 1 subunit FAS1-like. The transcript has 12 exons. Gene Ontology annotation, cellular component: CAF-1 complex; nucleus. Gene Ontology annotation, biological process: nucleosome assembly. The record is from RefSeq and is a predicted model, not a curated record. The coding region runs from base 169 to 2694 and encodes 841 amino acids. Lineage: Eukaryota; Viridiplantae; Streptophyta; Magnoliopsida; Malvales; Malvaceae.
AAUGUUAACCCGCCAAAUUUCAUUAAAUGUGUUUCUUUUUUUACCACACUUCGGGCGGGAAAAAAGAGGUAGAAAAGAAUUAUUUAAAGAUUACUAUCUUUAUUACUAGCUACCAUCCAGCUUCAUUUUCUUUUUUCCAGGUUAGGAUUUGGGUCUGUAUUGGUUAUAAUGGCGGUUUCAGUGCCGGUAAUCGACGUGGAUGAUGAUCCGAAAGCCCUCAAAAUGGACGGUCAAGAUCAACACAAGAAGGGUACGAAGCGAAGGAGAACGUCAUGGUUUUCAGAGAACUUGAGCGGUGAACAAAGAGAGGCCCAGAUCAAGGGAUUGAAGAAAGAAAUGGAGGGGCUUUUUGGGUAUUACAAAGAAAUGAUGGAGCAGAAAUCGGGUCUCAGGAUGGGGUACGACAUGGGGUUGUUUGAGUCCGGUUGUUCACUAAAUUCAGUGGUUGCGAUUCUGAUGGAGGAGAGCGAUUUGCCGCUAUCGAAAUUGUUGGAGGCAAUUCAUGAGAAGGUUAAGGACAGAAUGGGAAAUGUGAGUUUGGCCGCGGUGAAAAGCGCUGUGCUGCUUGUAGGGCAGAGAGUGAAAUAUGGAUUGGAUAAUGAUGAAGCUGAUAUUUUGGAGGAUGAUUCCUACUCUUCUCUUUGGUGUUGGGAGACAAGAGAUGCAAAGUUGAUACCAAAAGCUGUACGAACCACGUUAAGAAUUCGGCGUACCUGUAGAAAGAAGAUAAAUGAGAGAAUUACUGCUGUUUCUGCAAUGAUAACUCUGUUACAGAAGUUGGAGAAUGAUCAUAACAACGAGCAUGAUUUCGUGAAAGUAUCAGAAAAGCUUGUCAAGGUAUUAAGUGAGGCAGACAUUCGCUUGUUAAUGUGUAACAUGUUGCAGAAGACUGGUGCAAAGAUGGCUGAGAAAGAAGCAAAGCGAGAAGAAAAAUUGUUAAUAAUGCAACUGGAGAGAAAUAAAAGGGAAAUUGAGAAGAAGAAGAAGAAAGUGGACCGCGAGCUCCAGAAGGAAAGGUUGCAAAAUGAAAAGGUGAGAAAGCGAUUGCAGGAUGAAGCAGAAAGGGAUGAAAAGCGUCGUGAAAGAGAGGAGGCUGAGAUGAGGAAGCAGCUGCGGAAACAGCAAGAGGAAGCUGAUAGAGAUCAACGACGGCGUGAGAAGGAAGAUGCUGAACUGAAAAAGAAACUUGCAAUACAAAAGCAAGCUUCAGUUAUGGAACGCUUCCUCAAAAAAUGUAAAACAUCACCAUGUCAGAUUGAGGAAAUAACUAAGCCAACCAUAUAUUCUCCAUCUACCGAAAAGUGUGAAAAUGUGCCUGAACCAAUCAUGCUCUCCAUGGACAGGGCUCUUUCAUCUAAGGAAGAAACUGAUACUAAUGAUCUUCGCAAGUUACACUUAUCUUCUUGGCGUCGCUUAGGUCAUUCUCUUCAUUCAAAUUAUAAACAGUGUUGGGGCAUGCGUAUGAAUCCUAGGACUGAAUUGUUUAAGGAACUUAAGUUAACUGCUAAUAAAGGGUUAUCCCGCGAAGGCUUGACCCUUGAAAGGCAUGUAGAUGGAUGGGGAGAACAGAAUUCUGAUGAUAGAUCCUGCCAUAAUGAUGAUGUUUCAGUUUCUGAUGUUAAAAAUUGUUGUGCAAGGAAGCAGUUGUUGCAGUUUGAUAAGAGCUACAGACCUGCAUUUUAUGGUAUUUGGCCUAAGAAAAGUAAUGUUGUGGGACCUCGUCACCCAUGGAGGAAGGACCCAGAUUUAGACUAUGAUGUGGAUAGUGAUGAAGAAUGGGAGGAGGAGGAGCCUGGUGAAAACCUCUCAGAUUGUGAUAAAGAUGAAGAGGAGGAAAGUUAUGAAGGUUGCUCCAAAGUCAAUGAUGAAGAUGAAACUGAAGAUGGCUUUUUUGUACCACAUGGAUAUCUCUCGGAAGAUGAGGGUGUACAAGUUGACAGGAUGGAAUCUGAUGUUCCAGUUCAGGAUAUCCAAAGUUCCCAUAUCAGCAAGCAAGAUGGGCGGAAUGAGGAGUUUAGUGCAUUGCUUCGGCAACAGAAGUGUCUAAACAAUAUAACUGAGCAAGCACUAAGGAAAAAUCAAGUGCUGAUUAUAUUAAAUUUGUUCCAUGAAAAGGCGUCAUUGCUAAUGGCUGAAGAUCUUAAUGGUACUCCUAAAUUGGAGCAGACAUGUUUACAAGCCCUGAGCAUGCGGGCAUAUCCUGGUGGCCAUUCUAUAGAGAUAUCAAUUGAUAGCAAGGUACAUGACAAUCAAGAAGCUUGUUUGUCAAGUGCGAAAGCUGGAGUAACACCGGUCCUAUCUGUGGUACCAAUUCCGGACUCAGAUUUGCCUCUUAUCGUAUCUACAAUCCAGUCAUGCUCCCAUGGUAUCAAAAGCUUGGUAGAGUCUUUGCAAGAGAAGUUUCCUUCAAUUCCAAAGUCUCAGUUAAAGGACACAGUGCGUGAAAUUUCAGAAUUCUCUGAUAAUCGUUGGCAGGUCAAGAAAGAAAUCUUAGUGAAGCUUGGCAUGUCAGUUUCACCCGAGAAGGGGGGUGGACAAACCAAAAGUAUUGCUGCUUUUUUCUCGAAAAGGUGCUUGCCUCCUGCUGCAAAGAGUGUUUGCAGCCCUACUACCACUGAAUCCUCUCCUCAGCAAUUACUGAAACCAGGUUCUGCUGCCCAUGAGCAACAGGGUUGUACAUUCAACCAUACAUAACAUCGCCUUCUUUUACCCUUUUUUGGCUCCUAAGCGUGGGUACAAAUUGCAAGUUAUGUUGUAAAAUCUUGUUAAGAUGAUGAAAUGAAGGGGUGGGUAUUGGGACUUGUGUACGAAGGUUUUUGAUCGUGAGCGAUACUGAUACAGGAGAGCCAUCCUUAAGAUCUCAUCUGAUAUCAUGUUCUUAGUACGCUACUCAGUAGUACCCUUUUUAAUUCUAGAAAAGUCGUUUCGGUUAAAAA